UGAAGCGUCACGCUGAUAAACGCUUGUGGCGCCACUUCUAGCGGUGUGUUCGCGCACGACUGUUUCGAGUGCAGCGCUAACCACUCUUCAUUAUUCCGCCCGACGAAUCGCCAAAAAUAUGCAAAAAUAUGAGAAACUCGAGAAAAUAGGAGAAGGUACUUAUGGAACCGUUUUCAAAGCUAAGAAUCGCGAGACCCUUGAAAUCGUUGCUUUAAAGAGAGUUCGAUUAGACGAAGACGAUGAAGGUGUACCGUCGUCCGCACUCAGAGAGAUUUGUUUGCUAAAAGAAUUGAAACACAAAAAUGUAGUAAGAUUGUAUGAUGUGUUGCAUAGUGAUAAAAAAUUGACUUUGGUUUUUGAACAUUGUGAUCAGGAUCUGAAGAAAUAUUUUGACAGUUUAAACGGAGAGAUCGAUUUGGAUGUCGUCAAAUCCUUUUUAUAUCAAUUAUUACGAGGAUUGGCAUUUUGUCACAGUAGAAAUGUAUUACAUAGAGAUCUUAAACCACAAAAUUUACUUAUUAACAAGAAUGGCGAGUUGAAGUUGGCCGAUUUUGGACUAGCAAGAGCUUUUGGAAUUCCCGUAAAAUGUUAUUCAGCGGAAGUUGUAACAUUAUGGUACCGUCCGCCAGAUGUUCUUUUUGGAGCGAAAUUGUACACAACAUCCAUUGACAUGUGGAGUGCCGGAUGUAUAUUUGCUGAGCUAGCAAACGCCGGUAGACCCUUGUUUCCCGGCUCGGACGUGGACGAUCAAUUAAAGAGAAUAUUUAAGAUGUUGGGUACACCGACCGAAGAAACGUGGCCAGAUUUUACAACUCUUCCAGAUUACAAACCUUUCCCACUUUAUCAUCCCGCUCAAGGAUUGGCUCAAGUUACGCCAAAACUUAAUUCCAGAGGCAGAGAUUUAUUGCAGAGGUUGUUGGUGUGCAAUCCAGCGUUACGAUUGUCAGCGGAUGAAGCAAUGGUGCAUCCCUAUUUCAACGACUUAAACCCUGCCAUUAAAAACGAUCGUUGUCAGUAGUGAAUCUCAUUUAAAUUGGUUCAAUCUACAGCGAGUAUGUCGCGAGUAGUGCAACGACCAAAAUCAUGCGGGCAAAGAUCGUUUGUUAAUAUAUAUAUAUAAAUAUAUAUAUAUUACUAUUAUUGUAAGUAUAUAUUUCGCACUCGAUGCAUCGGUUAUGAUGCAAGAUUAAGCAACGGGUCCUGUGUUAUAAAAAUGUCCAAGAGAAAUCAAUAAAUUGUCAAUUUUAUUAAU
This is a messenger RNA of Apis dorsata (giant honeybee), 1252 nucleotides long. RefSeq names its product cyclin-dependent-like kinase 5 (gene Cdk5). Gene Ontology annotation, molecular function: cyclin-dependent protein serine/threonine kinase activity; ATP binding. The transcript is spliced from 7 exons. Gene Ontology annotation, biological process: neuron apoptotic process; synaptic vesicle transport; axonogenesis. Gene Ontology annotation, cellular component: cytoplasm; nucleus. The record is from RefSeq and is a predicted model, not a curated record. The coding region runs from base 119 to 1018 and encodes 299 amino acids. NCBI's taxonomy places the organism in Eukaryota, Metazoa, Arthropoda, Insecta, Hymenoptera, Apidae.